Molecule: messenger RNA, 2993 nt
Organism: Glossina fuscipes
Lineage: Eukaryota; Metazoa; Arthropoda; Insecta; Diptera; Glossinidae
Gene: mahe
Product: ATP-dependent RNA helicase dbp2
Exons: 3
Coding region: 123-2912 (929 amino acids)
Cellular component (GO): cytoplasm; ribonucleoprotein complex; nucleus
Molecular function (GO): RNA binding; ATP binding; RNA helicase activity
Source: RefSeq, a predicted model, not a curated record
ACAAAAAAAGAAGCAAAGAUUUAUUAGAAAGUUUGAAUAACUACGGAGUAAACUUGCAUAUAUAUAUAUAUAUAUCUUUGAAUUAUAUACAUUUUUAAUCGCUAAUUGACUAGUAAUUGAUUAUGUACGCUAAUGGCUACCCGGCAAGUAUGCCAGCUACUGCUGGUGCUAAUCCUAAUUAUAGCGGUCUGAAUGCUAACGGAGGCCCUCGUCAAGAGCGACCUCACUAUCAGCGCACGUCUAAUUACGCUGGUGCCACUAAUGGUAACGCCGCUUACGGAGGAAGCACUUCACAGAAUGGCAAUUACGGCGGUUAUCGCGGUAAUAAUUUUAAUCCCAUGAUGGUUAGUGGAACUCCUCAGUAUUACGGUAACGCUUCUGGAGGAUUUCAACCGCGCGGCAAAAAUCCCAACUUUAUACCACGUCAUCAAAAACCCAUAAAUGGAAUUGUUGGUGGUGUUAAUGGUGGUAAUUACCAGACUACUAGUAAUCUCUUUAAUAAGCCGCAAAUUAGCUUAGGUUCUCUCAGCAAAGAGGAGCGUGCAUCCUUGCAACGUGAAAAAGCAAAAAAUCCAGGACGCACCCUUGCCAAGCCUGAAUGGGAAGAAUUGCCACCGUUUAAAAAAAAUUUUUAUGCUCCUCAUCCAAACACUUUAAACAUAAGCGAGCAGGCUGUUGCAGAACUUCGCAAUGAAUUGCAAAUUACCGUAUCAGGCAAUGAUAUACCACAUCCCAUAGCUUCCUUUGAGGAAUGUUCGCUGCCUGAGCAUACUAUUGAGGAAAUGAAGCGUCAAGGAUUUACUCAACCCACCGCCAUACAGGCUCAAGGUUGGCCUAUUGCUUUAUCUGGGCGGGAUUUGGUGGGCAUCGCUCAAACCGGAUCUGGCAAGACUUUGGCGUAUAUGUUACCAGCUAUGGUACAUAUCGCUAACCAACCACCAUUGGCCCGCGGUGAUGGCCCUAUUGCCCUUGUUCUAGCUCCAACACGUGAAUUGGCUCAACAAAUUCAGUCCGUAGUGCGCGAUUUUGGCCAUUUAAGUCAACCGGAAAUUCGUCAUACUUGCAUUUUCGGAGGCUCCUCGAAAAUACCUCAAGCUCGUGAUUUGGAGCGUGGUGUUGAAGUGAUAAUUGCUACUCCCGGACGAUUGAUUGAUUUCCUUGAGAAUCGUACCACAAAUUUGCAACGUUGCACUUAUUUGGUUUUAGAUGAAGCAGAUCGGAUGUUGGAUAUGGGUUUUGAACCUCAAAUUCGUAAAAUUAUUGAACAAAUACGUCCCGAUCGUCAAGUCGUCAUGUGGUCUGCUACUUGGCCCAAAGAAGUACAAACUCUUGCAGGAGAUUUUCUAAACGACUACAUUCAAAUUAAUAUCGGUUCAAUGAAUUUGUCCGCAAAUCAUAACAUACGGCAGAUUGUGAAAGUUUGCCAGGAGAAUGAAAAACCGCAACUAAUUGUAAAGUUGUUAAAGGAAAUUCUUACCACUACUAAUAAUGCUGCUAACAAUGCUAACAAAAUUAUUAUAUUUGUGGAAACUAAAAUCAAGGUCGAGGAGAUCUUGCAAAUUAUACGUAAUGAAGGCUAUACCGCUACUUCUAUACAUGGUGAUAAAUCUCAAGCUGAACGUGAUUCAGUAUUGAAAGAUUUUCGUAACGGUAAGUCCAAUAUAUUGAUAGCUACCGAUGUGGCUUCACGCGGUUUGGAUGUUGAAGAUUUGCAAUAUGUCAUCAAUUAUGAUUAUCCCAACUCAUCGGAGAAUUAUGUUCACCGUAUUGGCCGUACUGGACGUUGUCAACAAUUAGGCACGGCCUAUACAUUUUUUACGAAUGAAAAUUCUAAACAAGCAAGAGAAUUAGUCUCUGUCUUAGAAGAAGCCGGGCAACAACCAUGUCCGGCUCUCAUGCUUAUGGCUGGUUCAAUGAACAGUGGCAACGGUAAUAAUCGUAAUAAUAAUAAACGUUGGCAACAGCAAAUGACUAACACUGGUUGCGCUGGAAGCAACAACGUAGGAACGCAACAGCAACAGCAACGCAAUAAUCCCUUAAAUUAUCAAGCAAAUCCAAUUGGUGGUAAUGCAUACACAACCAAGUCGACUUAUCAGCAACAAUAUAACGGCACUAAUAUGUAUCAGGGACAGCAGCCACAAAAUAAUGGCACUGGACCAAAGGCUGGUGUCGGCAAUUGGAAUAAUAAUCGUAGUAACGCUGGGCAAGAUGUAAAUGUCGGCAAUCGCCAAUAUCGUCCAAGAAACACUUUUACUAAUGCUAAUACUGGACUGCGUCCAAUGAUGGGUAGCUUUGUACCACAUCCACAUAUGCAACCCUAUAAUCAACAGGGAGGUUAUAUGACUGCACCUCAACAAUAUCGUCCACGUGGUCAAUAUAUGCCUCCUAAUGGAAAUACGCCACGCUAUCAGCAGUAUCAAAAGCGUGAAUUUCAACCCACGCAACAGCAGCAGCAAAAUCAUUAUGGCAACAAGCCACAAAGUGGACAGCAAUCGGAUGUCAUGGAUCAAAAUGUUGUUAAUAAUGACAUAAACGGUAUGGCAGCUGCGGCGGCCGUAGUUGCCGCCCAACAGCAACAACAACAAAUGAAUGUAGCCGCGAAUAUAGCGGCCGCAGUAGCUGCGGCUGGUGGCCAGGUGGGCGGCACAACCGAAUAUCCAAGCAACGUAUCCACACCACCUGCUGCCCUCUAUGCAGCACCUGCUCAGUCGCCACCAGCACCCGGUGCGGCAGCCACAUAUAUGUACGAUGCCAGCGGCAUGUUGGCAGCAGCUGCCGGCAAUCCUUAUGCUACUGGACAAUACGGUCCACCUACAGCGUAUUAUGCUCAUCCCCAUCAAUUUGCUGCUGCUCCUGGAGUGGUACCUGCCACAAAUGCUACAACACCAGGCGCUGAAUUGAUUCAACAGUAAGUGGUUUAUACAAACAACAAUAUUACCUAUUCAUAUAUAUAUUCAUAUAUUAUAUAUAUAUAUAUAUAUAUAUGUAUAUAU